CAAAAAUGCAUUCCGCUAGUAAAGGAAUCUCCUAUUAUUAUUGCUUGUGUAUGGUAAUAGGUCUCGCCCAAAAUAUCAUCAAACAGAGCAGCAAUAUUCUUCAAGGAUCGAUGUAGCUUUCUUUACGGCUUUCGACUCCAAGCGAGCAACGUAAGAGAAGAUUUACAUGGGCGUGCUGUGGAAUUCUUUCAUUCAGCGCUGGAAUUAGAGAAAUCUAAGUUCUACAUGAUCUUUUUUUAAUGAAAUAUUGCUCAUGAGAAUAUGGCAGCUGUAAGGAGUAAUUCUCCCAUGAUGGCAGAUGGAUACCCUCAACCAUCACUUUUACCAGGAGAAAUAGUUGUUGCAAAAGCCAUCAACGUGCUACGAUUUCAAACGAUGGCAGAUCGGAAAUCUGGAAUAUCUGGAGUUCUGUAUGCAACCAAUUUUCGUAUGUCUUUCUUGACACGAAACCCAAGUGCAGAAACUAAACUUAACUCUGUGUUUCAGUCAAAUCCUGAUUUAACGGAAGCUGGAGAAAUCUACUCAGAUAUGCAAAGAGAAAUGCACAUUCCACAAACUUGUAUAGAUGAGAUUUCUUAUUAUUCAAGUUCCACUGCAGAAGGAUCGAAAAUCAAGAAAGUACUUCCAGGAUCACGCAUGUCAACCAAAGUCCAUUCCUUAGAAAUCCGUUGCAAGGACUUUAGAGUGGUGAGAUUUGGCUUGAAAUUUACUCCCAAGAAAGAUUGUCAAACCAUGGUGAAUACUAUUUCCCAUUACAAGACACCAAGCUCUAUUGUUCUACUGUUUGCAUUUCCUUACAGUAUAGCACAAAACUCUGCGGAAAAUGGUAAAUCCAGGCUGAACACCAUUCCAACUUUCCGAACUCUUCCUGACUGGCUCAAUGAGUUGAGCAGGCUCCAGGUUGAUGACACCUGGCGAGUGGCAACUGUCAACAAUAAAUUCCAGACUUGUCCAUCUUUGUCAGAGAUGUUUGUUGUGCUCGCGUCCUUGUCGGAUUCAGACAUCAACAGGAUGUCUCUUCAUUAUGUUGAUUCUCGCCUUCCAAUUUGGUGCUGGAGCCACUCUCGCACAGGAGUACCAAUGCUCUACAGUGGCGCAGGAAGACCAGAAAGUAUAUUUCUUGAGAAGGAAGAAACAUCCUUUUUCCGAGCAUUAUCAUUAAUUCCAUGCAAUACUGAACACAAAGAGGUCAAGGUGAUUGAUGUAACAAAGAUAUGUCCAACUACAAGAGACCUACAACAGAGCUUUCUUAAGGUUAAAGAGCUCUGUUUGUUGGAGACAAGCAAGGAGUUUUGGAGCAUUGAUCCUCAUUGGCUAUCAAGGCUGGAAACAUCAAGGUGGCUAAAUUAUAUAAGGUUGUCUCUUGUUGCUGCUAUGGAUGUUGUACACUCAAUCUGUGAUGACCGGUCACCUGUUAUUAUCAAAGAAACUGGAGGUCGGGAUUUUGCUGUGGUCGUAGCAAGCCUUGCUCAGCUCAUUUUGGAUCCAUAUUAUAGAACAAUAAGAGGUUUCCAGACUCUUAUUCAAAAAAUGUGGGUUCUUGGAGGACAUCAGUUUCUUCUGCGCUGUAAUCACAUCAUUCAGCCAAGCCAGGAAAUUGACAAGGAUGAGUCUGGAGAGUCGCCAGUGUUCCUUCAUUUCAUUGAUUGUGUGUAUCAACUCACACAGCAGUUUCCAUCCGAGUUUGAAUUCUCUGAGACCUAUCUUCAUGCUGUUCUUGACACUGUUCAUGCAGGCAUGUUUGAUACAUUCUUGUUUGACUCUGAGAAGCAAAGAUCAGAGAUGUGUGGAGUGGAGUUAAAAGGAAAUCCUAUGGCAUCCUUGUGGGAGUUUGUUGCAGAGCAACUUGCAGAAUCAAGAAACUCAGGGCCUUAUCUUAACCCAUUGUUUGAGUACAGAAGUUAUUUGAACAAUGAUGAAAAUGGAGUGAAUGCAGAGUCUGUUUACCUAAGAGUGAACACGCUGGCUCCAGGUAUAAAAUUCUGGUCAGGACGUUACCUAAGAUGGCUCCCGACAGUUCAUGUGAGCACAGGGAUGGGAGAGAACUCCUCAUUGCAAUUUCAGCAGAUGAUCCUGGUGAAUGAAUUAAGGGUUUGGCGGCACCGUCUGGCGGUCAGCAAGUAUGAGCAAACUCAUGAUGGAAACUCAAUUGAUGGAGACAAAACCCCUUGUCUGGACUACACCGAUUAUGAAUUUAGCACUGAUUUUAGUUUGGACUUGGAGACAAGCAAACUACUCACUCCUAGCAUGCCAUUGAUUGGUGAUCUGGCCCUGAGCAAGUAUUGCUCUGGAGAUUUGCUGUCAGCAAAUGGAUCUUCAAACAAUACUGUUGAUGUUGGGAAGUUUUGACAGUGAUAUCGUACUGGUUGAAGUCAUUUCUGAAGGUUAGAUUGGCCAAGCAGAUCCUCUAGAAACAGAGCUUUGGUGCGGCAGUGUGAAUGGUUCUCCACAGAAUUGUCAAGGGGACUAUUUUUACAGAGUUGGCAGUGAAAUAAAUGCAGUAUUCUCCUUUUCAGGGGGUAACCAGUAAAAUUUACCACCAUUAGUACCUGUUGUUACUACCCAAAAUCUCAUGAAGUUCGUUUUAAUUCAACAGGUAAAAAGAUUGUUUUACCAAUCUGAAAAUUUAUUUUACCUGUCAUGCUUCAGAAAGGUGAUAAAAUUGCAUUCGAUAUAUGCACAUGUAAAAGUUACUGUCAACCUCAGAAAGUCAUGAACACCAGAAAUAUGUUGUGAAUGUUACAAAAAAGGGCAAUAAAGUUUGUCUGUUUGACCUCUUAACUUUCAUGACCUGAUCUGGUGAAGGGGUUACCCACAAUGCAGUGAGCAUUACCAAGAUAUUUUGCCUGUUCAUGAUUCUCUAAGUUUGAAAGUACAGUACAAGUGAAUACUCUGCCGGUCAAAUGUUAGAGCUUAAGCAAAACAUGGCUGUAUCUCCCAUAGUUGUUGAGCAUUCCAUUAGAAGUAAUGAUUAUUAAGAGAAAAUGCCGGUAGCAAUUGAUACAAGAAAAAACAAAAGAUGUGGCAGUAGGCUGAUUUGGGCAAACCUAAGUUUAAAGAGUGUCCUGCCGCAUUACUUUUACAUUCAAGACAAGAUGUUAUUAGUAAUUUUGUAUUUAACAGGUUGAGGAGAUUUUCUUCUUUUGACUGACCUGUGCAAUGUUCAUAUUAUUGUUAAUGUUAAACGCACAUUUUCAAGAGAAUUGUGAGUUCAAGUAAAUUUGUUAUUAAUGGUUUUUGAGGUCAACGAAAUGAAUUAAGCUUGAAUUGA
This is a messenger RNA of Stylophora pistillata, 3271 nucleotides long. Its product is annotated as myotubularin-related protein 10. Gene Ontology annotation, cellular component: membrane; cytoplasm. The record is from RefSeq and is a predicted model, not a curated record. Gene Ontology annotation, biological process: phosphatidylinositol dephosphorylation. NCBI's taxonomy places the organism in Eukaryota, Metazoa, Cnidaria, Anthozoa, Scleractinia, Pocilloporidae.